Cyclopterus lumpus (lumpfish) is the source of this 1343-nucleotide messenger RNA. It is a transcript of the gene ccdc86, whose product is annotated as coiled-coil domain containing 86. NCBI's taxonomy places the organism in Eukaryota, Metazoa, Chordata, Actinopteri, Perciformes, Cyclopteridae. The coding region runs from base 101 to 1003 and encodes 300 amino acids. Gene Ontology annotation, cellular component: nucleolus. The record is from RefSeq and is a predicted model, not a curated record. The transcript has 4 exons.
AUAGACGCGGAAGUAAAGCAAGUACACAACGCUGGCUGUGGUCACACGUGGGUACGCAAGUUUCUCAGAGUAAUGUGGUUUGGCCAGCUUAAUUAGAAUCAUGUCGAAGAGGCAGACAGCCAUGCUAGAAGAAAAUACUGCUUCUGGAGUGGGACUCGAGAAGAAAGAAGUCCAGGAUCCACCGCCGGAGACCAGGCGGACCCGCAGCGGCCGCAAAGUGCGCACUCCUGCAGCACUUAUGGACUCCGAAGCCCCAGUGAGGACCCCCAGCCGGAGGACCAGGAGUUCCGUCCUCCAGGAGCUCUCGAUUGUAGAAAAGAAAAACACGGAGGAAGCCGGGCAGAAACUCGAGAGUCUGACCGAGGAGAAGCUCGACAUCCCGGUCGAUCCGGAGUCGGUGGUCGUGCCCUUGUCAGAGCAAGCGGAGCCGCACGCGCAGGCUGCAGCAGAUACAGACGGAGGCGCCGUUAACGGCAGCGCAGACGGGCUUCUGUCCCGGCCUGCAACAGCAGAAACUGCGCCCAAGAGUAUAGCCGCCCCAAAGAAGAAGAAGCCUCGUUUGGGUUCAAGUGGAAACCAAGGUCCGGUCAUUCCGCUGGGAAAACCCAAAUCCGGCCGCGUGUGGAAGGACCGCAACAAGCAGAGGUUCUCCGCACUGGUAAGAGACAAACCGUUGUGCUCUUCUUGGGAAAAGAAGAUGGAGGCCAAACGGGAGAAGGACCUGGUGAAACGGUAUACCUUGCAGCUUAAAGACGACAAAGUCAAACAGAGAGAGGAUAAGAGGAAAAGGAGAGAGGACAACUUGAAACGUCGCGCAGAGAACGAACGCAAGUCAGAGAUUGUGCAAGUGAUCACAAACACAACAAAGAUCAAGAGGAUGAAGAAGAAACAGCUCAGGAAAAUUGAGAAGAGAGACACGCUGGCUCUGCUGCAGAAGACUCAGAAGCAGCGUGUAAAAGCCAAAGUGCAAAAAAGUCAGAAGGUUGAUCCAGAUUUGACCUAAAGACUGAGAUAAUAAUAAUAAUAAAAAAACAAGGAACCCGUUCAGAACUUGGCCUACAUGUUUUACAUGUGGAUGACUGAAAUGCAGCAAGCACAUUUGUAUGGGAGUUAAAAUAGCUAAAAUUAAUUUUGCACAAUAGAUGAGAUUGCUGCUCAGUUCACCACUGGGGUGACCAUCAACAUGCAGUUAAGAAUCAACAUCUGAUUUUUUUUUGGCAUACGUAUCCUAUUAUUGCUUUUUCAUUUGUUCUGUUAAUUUCUCAAAGCCUGUAAAACAUCACACAUGACCAAUUUUUGUUUAAUGUUCUAUAUGGAUUACAAUUAAAAUCAUUGUUUAUCAA